Messenger RNA from Budorcas taxicolor (takin), 609 nucleotides. RefSeq names its product MyoD family inhibitor domain containing 2 (gene MDFIC2). Bases 1 to 609 code for a protein of 202 amino acids. The transcript is spliced from 4 exons. The record is from RefSeq and is a predicted model, not a curated record. NCBI's taxonomy places the organism in Eukaryota, Metazoa, Chordata, Mammalia, Artiodactyla, Bovidae.
AUGUCAGAAACUGAGCUGGAAAAGAUAAAAGUCAGAACAGCUAAGCAUUUUGAAAAUGACAAAAAUAACAUUUCUUGGUUGAAGGAAGGAUUAUCCAGUUCAAUUCAAAGUCCUCUGGAAGACCCUGAUGUGCAACUCACAAAUGAAAAGCAGGCAGACCAGAAAGCCAUUAAUGCUAUCGUUAUAAAUUCAGUAUCCGAAUUCAAUAUCACAGAUGGACCAGCCAAGGAAACCCCCAGUGAGAAAAAACUGUCAGAAUCCAGCAUAUCACUGUCCUCCCUUGAAGAAAGCCAAACGAAAUUUUCCUACCUCCAAACUGAUACUUCAGUUCAUCCGAGAGACACUGAUGAGGACUGCGCCUCCCUUAUCCUCACCUGUCUGUUCUGCCAGUUUCUGGAUUGUCUCCUGAUGCUCCCGGACACGUGUGAAACGGUGUGUAUCAAUGUUUGCUGCCCCUCCCACAGGUACCAUCACACCUCAGAUGAAAGCCACUCCCGGAAUGACUGCAACUGCAACUGUGACAUUGACUGCAGCCUUUUUGAAUCUUGUCACGAGACCAGUGAGUGUCUGGAGUUGGCCAUGGAGAUUUCAGAAAUUUGUUAUCGUUAG